AUGAUGUCCUAUGGAGAGAGGCUGGGGGGCCUGACUGUCUCCCCACUCCCAGUCCGAGGGGGACACAUGAUGCGUGGGACAGCCUUUGCCUACGUGCCCAGCCCUCAGGUCCUGCACAGGAUCCCAGGGACCCCCGCCUACGCCUUCCCCAGUCUCAGCGCUGUGGCCCUUACUGAGCACGGCUGCCCCUAUGGGGAGGUUCUGGAGCGCCAUGACCCCCUGCCUGCCAAGCUGGCCCUGGAGGAGGAGCAGAAGCCAGAGCCUGGGCUGGCCCAGAAGCUGCGCCGGGCUGGCAUGACUCUCCUCAAGGUGCCCCUGAUGCUCGCCUUUCUCUACCUUUUCGUCUGCUCCCUGGACGUACUCAGCUCCGCCUUCCAGCUGGCUGGAGGGAAGGUGGCUGGUGACAUCUUCAAGGACAAUGCCAUCCUGUCCAACCCAGUCGCGGGGCUGGUGGUGGGGAUCCUGGUGACUGUGCUGGUGCAGAGCUCCAGCACCUCCACGUCCAUCGUUGUCAGCAUGGUCUCCUCUGGCUUGCUGGAGGUGAGCUCUGCCAUUCCCAUUAUCAUGGGCUCCAACAUCGGCACCUCUGUCACCAACACCAUCGUGGCCUUGAUGCAGGCGGGGGACAGGACUGACUUUCGGCGGGCCUUCGCAGGGGCCACGGUGCAUGACUGCUUUAACUGGCUGUCGGUUCUGGUCCUGCUGCCCCUGGAGGCCGCCACCGGGUACCUGCACCAUGUCACUCGACUGGUGGUCGCCUCCUUCAACAUCUGUGGUGGCCGCGACGCCCCUGACCUGCUCAAGAUCAUCACAGAGCCCUUCACCAAGCUCAUCAUCCAGCUGGACAAGUCUGUGAUUACCAGCAUUGCCACCGGUGAUGAGUCCCUGAGAAACCACAGUCUCAUCCGGAUCUGGUGCCACCCAGACCCCACAGGGGCUCCCACCCCCAUGCCCAGGGCAGAAGCCAACAACAGCUGGACCGUUGGAAAUGCCACUGUGGAGAAAUGCAACCACAUCUUCGUGGACACAGGGCUGCCUGACUUGGCCGUGGGGCUCAUUCUGCUGGCCGGCUCCCUGGUGCUCCUAUGCACCUGCCUCAUCCUCCUCGUCAAGAUGCUCAACUCUCUGCUUAAGGGCCAGGUGGCUAAGGUCAUUCAGAAGGUUAUCAACACUGACUUCCCCGCCCCCUUCACCUGGGCCACAGGCUACUUUGCCAUGGUGGUGGGUGCCGGCAUGACCUUCGUUGUCCAGAGCAGCUCUGUGUUCACCUCAGCCAUCACCCCACUCAUUGGCCUGGGUGUGAUCAGCAUCGAGAGGGCCUACCCCCUCACACUGGGCUCCAACAUCGGCACUACCACCACAGCCGUCCUGGCCGCACUGGCCAGCCCCAGGGACAAGCUGUCCAGCUCCUUCCAGAUCGCCCUCUGCCACUUCUUCUUCAACAUCUCGGGCAUCCUGCUGUGGUACCCGGUGCCCUGCACGCGCCUGCCCAUCCGCAUGGCCAAGGCGCUGGGCAAGCGCACCGCCAAGUACCGCUGGUUUGCCGUCCUCUACCUCCUCCUGUGCUUCCUGCUGCUGCCCUCGCUGGUGUUCGGCGUCUCCAUGGCAGGCUGGCGGGCCAUGGUGGGUGUGGGCGCGCCCUUUGGGGCCCUGCUGGCCUUUGUGGUGCUCGUCAGUGUCCUGCAGAAUCGCAGCCCCAGACACCUGCCCAAGUGGCUGCAGACGUGGGACUUCCUGCCCCGCUGGAUGCACUCCCUGCAGCCCCUGGACCGCCUCAUCACCCGCGCCACUCUGUGCUGUGCCAGGCCUGAGCCCCGCUCCCCCCCGCUGCCCACCAGGGUGUUCCUGGAGGAGCUGCCCCCCGCCACCCCGUCCCCCCGCCUGGCACUGCCUGCUCGACACAAUGCCACCCGCCUCUAGCCUGCGGCCCCAAGUGCCACCGGGGGCAGGGAAGGGCCUGUGCUUGGUGCCCGCUGUAGAAGGGCAGAGGGGCGUGUCCGUGCACUGUGGGCACGGGCCUGUCCUUGUGUGGGUCCUCAGGGGUCUGGGCUUGUGUGACUGAGAGUCAGUGUGUGGUGUGUGUGUAAGCAUGCUCAGGUGAGACCGUGUGUCAUCCUGCAUGUGUGGACUGACGCACCUGUGGGGAGCUGUGUGCAGGCUGCAGGGUACCUGGCUAUGAUUUGAGUCCUUGGCCCACAAGGGGGUCUUGUUGGGAGGCCUGCGCUUGGUUCUCCUGUACACACAAGUCCGACUUGGCGGAGCGGGAGUAAGGGUGGGUCUGAGGACAUGACUUGCGGCUGUUUGCUUGUGCAGAGAUGUGGGUGCUGAGUCACUGGCUGAGUUCUCACCCCUCCCGGUCACCUUCCUUCCUCCAUUAUACCACUCUCCUCAUCC
Messenger RNA from Mirounga angustirostris (Northern elephant seal), 2394 nucleotides. It is a transcript of the gene SLC34A1, whose product is annotated as solute carrier family 34 member 1. The record is from RefSeq and is a predicted model, not a curated record. Lineage: Eukaryota; Metazoa; Chordata; Mammalia; Carnivora; Phocidae. Gene Ontology annotation, molecular function: sodium:phosphate symporter activity. Gene Ontology annotation, cellular component: brush border; vesicle; apical plasma membrane. Gene Ontology annotation, biological process: intracellular phosphate ion homeostasis; sodium-dependent phosphate transport. The coding region runs from base 1 to 1920 and encodes 639 amino acids. The transcript has 12 exons.